This is a messenger RNA of Ceratitis capitata (Mediterranean fruit fly), 2001 nucleotides long. RefSeq lists its product as uncharacterized. NCBI's taxonomy places the organism in Eukaryota, Metazoa, Arthropoda, Insecta, Diptera, Tephritidae. Bases 193 to 1932 code for a protein of 579 amino acids. The transcript has 4 exons. The record is from RefSeq and is a predicted model, not a curated record.
AAUUUAAUUUAUAUUAGUUUUGUUUAAAUAAGCUCUAAGCGAAUUCGAAAACUCAACUCCAAUCACAUUAAUAUAUUUUAUUUAAUUUUUAAAGGAUUUAAUUAAGGUUGUUUCAUACUGAAACCCAAAACAACUAACUCAUUCAUCAUAUCAAGACAAACAUUGUGGAUAAUAUAAUAUUUUUCUGCCAUCAUGCCUGAUCCCAUACCGACGCCAGCAAUUUAUGCGCAUGCCUGCACUGAUACAGAUGCGAAAUUUGGCCAGAAAAGUGAGCUUGGUAGACUGCAACGCAUUAAGGGCCCAAUUUAUAAGGUGCUAGGUAGAGGAUUUUAUCAGGAUGGAUGUUUUAUAUCAGGACAUCAUUUCGAAUGUUUAGUAAACAUGGAGCAGACGCUGAUCGAAAGGAAACAUGAAAUACAUUACGUUCACGAAAAUAUGGAUUUUCUAUUGCAGCUGGUUGAAAACGUAAAAGCCGCAGAGCAAAUUUACCAGUUGGACAAGAAGAACGGUGUAUAUGUGUGUAGAAGAUUGCUCUACCAGACGAUAGGAAUUGCAGAGAAACAGAAAUACCAAUGGUUGACGGAACAGUUAUACAGCAUUAUAGCCAAAUAUAUGCUUGAACCUACAACAGAUAAUCUCUUAGCCAAGGAACAAUCUACCAGAUUUGUGUUCAAGUAUGCUAAACAUCUGAUGCAGAAAGGAAAGCCAAAUGAUCUACAGCGAGCUACGUCCAUUUUACCCAUAGCUUUAGAGGCUGCUUGCGGUGAAGGUUGGAAACCGGACACUAUACCCGAAACUGAAAUGUUUCGCACACUGCAUGCAGCUCUGAGCAGUUUAAUGGCAAAUAUAUAUAUGUGCAAAGCAAAGGAACCAGGCAUUACACGAAAAUAUGCUCUGAAACGUACCCAGAAGGCUAUUAAAGCUAUUGCUAAAGUGGGCAUACAAGAACACAAAUUAGUUGCUUUUAAAGCAUUUCUGGCAAAGAUCGAGAUACUUAUGGAGGCUGACAGAUAUGACCGGGCAUUCAGAGAAUUAGUUCUAUUAAAGGAAAGUGUAAUGAAAGCAGAGGGUCCGGAGUUUCUGCAAUACCAAAUCGAUUUACUAAAAGAUCUUGGUGUCACUCUAUAUUGCUUGAAUCAGCCGAUUACUGCUAUUGAGACUCUCUCUCACGCAUUGGAAUUAUGUCGAAAGGAUAACCAUUGGCAAGCAGAGGCCGAUGUUCUAGUGGAAGUCGGCCAUGCCCAACGUCUUAUACAAGGUGGAGAGGUAAGAGCACGUUUGGCAUUUGAGCUGGCUAAAAUUCAAUACGAUCAUCAAGGCAACUAUGCGAAAGUCCUUAGCUCGAAGUAUAGGAUCGCUGCGUUAAGAUCACAAUUAAUUCAACCAGAUUUGAUGAAGGUGAUAAGAUCACAGACGUAUUGUGAUUUUUAUAGACUGAGGCGUUGGAAAACUCUUUGCGAACGUUUUUGGACUGAGGUCAAUCAAGUUGGCUAUAUAAAGCAAAACACUUUGAGUAACAUAUCGAAGUUCUCUUCUCAAAACCUAUAUAAACUAUAUAAUCUUGUUCUCAACACACGAGCUUCCUUUGUAAAAAUAAAAGAAUCGGAAAAUGAAACUGUUCAGGAAAGCUCUAGAAGUAGUAGUGAAGAGGAGAAUGAUUUAGAACGCGUUGUUGCAGAUAAUUUAUACAGUAAUUAUGAUACGCCAUUAACUGAAGCAGAAGAAAUGGAAGAGGAGCUGUAUGAGUCUACCAACAUUUCUAACAGUAGCGCAGCGGAGGAUGUAGAAAGAAGUGAUGCCACACAAAGAGCUAAACAUUUAAUAAUAAUGCAAGCGCGAAAACCGUCAGACGGUUCACGGAGGUCCUCACCACAGGGCAUAUGGGUUGUGAAGGAUACAGAUCCGUUAUACUGCUUGUUACGAGAGUUUUAAUUAUGUUUAUAUAUAUAAGUAUUUAUAUGUAUUUUUAUUACUGUCAUAUCAUACAAUGCAACAAUAAAA